UUCUUGUGAAUUAAAUAGACUCAUUGUUUCAAUUACUGAUCCUGGUUUAUCAAUCACCACCAAAGUUGAGAUACAUAGAUAUAUGGCAAGAGACGACAUAAAAAAAAAAUCGAAAAUGAUAAAAAAACUAAAUAUUUUCAAAUUCGAAACUGAUAUAAUAUGGUUUAUUGCUCUCCAAGUCUUUCUAUUGCACGCUAUUGGUAUUUAUGGUUUAUUGACUUUCAACUACUGGCAAAAUUUGAUUACUACAAUAUGGAUAAUCGUUAUGUAUAUCAUAUCUAAUAUUGGAGUGUCUGGUGGCGCUCAUCGACUUUGGUCUCACAAGAGCUAUAAAGCAAAGUUACCGUUAAGGAUUCUACUUUUGAUAUGCUUUAAUGCAAGUGUACAGAAUACGAUAUACAGUUGGGUAAAAAAUCAUCGUAUGCACCAUAAAUAUUGCGACACUAAUGCUGAUCCUCACACUUCUCAACGCGGUUUUUUUUAUGGGCAUAUGGGAUGGGUGUUUAUGAAAGAACAUCCGGAAUUUAUUAAAAAAAGCAAGCAGCUCGAUUUAUCAGAUGUUUUGUCAGAUCCUGUUGUGGUUUUCGGCGAAAGGUAUUUCUUGCUUCUUCAACUUCUUUUUGGUUUUAUCCUACCUACGACAAUACCUGUAUAUUUAUGGAAUGAGACUUGGAACAGAGCUAUUAUAUCGCAAAUAUUCAUAAGAUACAUGAUUUCGUUAAAUGCCGUGUGGUCUGUCAAUAGCAUUGCUCAUGUGUGGGGCACUAAGCCAUACAAUAAGAACAUAAAGCCGUCAGACAACGGAUUUGUUAAUUUUCUGACAGGAGAAGGUUAUCACAAUUUCCAUCACGUGUUCCCAUGGGAUUACAGAUCAUCGGAAAAAGGAAAUAAUAGAUUUAAUUACACCACAGUUUUUAUCAAUAUUUGCGCAAAAUUAGGACAAGCCUAUGAUCUUAAAUAUCCAUCCGAAAAUCUCAUAAAAAGUAGUGUAUUAAACAAUGGAGACGGGACUCAUCCUAUAUUAUUCGAAGUACCGAUGUCAGAAUCUGACUAGUUGUAAGCUAAAAGAAAUCAGACGAGAUACGU
Molecule: messenger RNA, 1086 nt
Organism: Atta colombica
Lineage: Eukaryota; Metazoa; Arthropoda; Insecta; Hymenoptera; Formicidae
Product: acyl-CoA Delta(11) desaturase-like
Exons: 6
Coding region: 83-1054 (323 amino acids)
Biological process (GO): unsaturated fatty acid biosynthetic process
Cellular component (GO): endoplasmic reticulum membrane
Molecular function (GO): stearoyl-CoA 9-desaturase activity; iron ion binding
Source: RefSeq, a predicted model, not a curated record